AAUUUUACGAUACACAAAUUUUGUGACGUAGUUCACAGGGGUUUACAGAAUCGUACAGUUUUCGUCAGAAAAGUGGCUAUAAAAGUCGAUUUCCUUGGAAUUCGUACAUUCUAAUCAUGCCUAAAGUUGUGUCAAGGAGUGUCGUCUGCACAGACACCAAAGAUCAGGAAGAAUAUCAAGGCGAAAAGCCACUUCAUGUGUAUUAUUGCUUGUGUGGACAGAUUUCAUGUAUUUUAGAUUGUCCAGUUGACAAGUUACCCGUGCGUCGGAGGGACAAUGCUCGUGUUAUCGAUGGUGCAAAGCAUGCUCAUAAAAUCACAUGUGAUAAAGAUGAUAUUGCUGUCGUACACUUGAGAAGAAAAGAGGGAAUCGAAAGACAAUUUAGAAUGAAAUGUAAAAAAUGUGGUUUAUGGUUGUUCUAUCAGCAUAAAGAUGGUGGUACUAAAUCCAAAACGACUGUCACGUUUAUUGUUGACGGUGCGCUCAAAAAGGAAGGCUCUGCUGGAAAAUCAAAUGUCUAUGCACAGGCUGCACAACCCAAGAAGGUCACACUCACCAAACACACCAAAAACAUGGGUAAAUUCAGUUCUGUGACAGUGUCAACUGUAGAUGAAGAGGAGGAGGAAAUGGAAGCGAAAGAAAUUGCGGAUUCAUAUGCAGCCAAUGCCCGGGUGAUUGAGAAACAGCUUGUUAGGAAAGGAUUGAGUAAAAGAAAACUGCUAGAACAGGCUGAGGAAGACGCAAAGAAAAUGCGACCCAAGGGAACUCUGAUCGAUAAAUGAGGAUUUUGUCUUUGUUUAAUGAACUUUUCAAUGAUUGAUCUCUCAAAAAAUUGUUUCAAUGGAAAGACUUAAAAAUCUUGGGAUUUUUAAUCAGCUGGAUGAGCAUAAAUACCUGUGGAAUCGAUAACCAGCUGGAAGUGUGGCACUAAUAUUGGGACUGUCUGCUAUCUGAAGCAGUGCUCAAUUCAGCCACGCAAGUGGCAUUUUGGAUUGUCCACAACUUAGGCUGGUACCUACUUAUAAACACUACUGUUGUAUGAUUGCCAGCAUGGCUUUGGAUGGGAAGAGGUUAUUAUUCCUGCCCAGCUUCGUGCCACUGUUGUGACUGUGAUGAAGUGUUGAAUAGUUAGACAAUGUGAGGAAUGCUUGUGAAAAGAAACCACAUGUGACAUUAAACUUUUCUGUGCUUAA
This is a messenger RNA of Lineus longissimus, 1193 nucleotides long. Its product is annotated as STING ER exit protein-like. Lineage: Eukaryota; Metazoa; Nemertea; Pilidiophora; Heteronemertea; Lineidae. The record is from RefSeq and is a predicted model, not a curated record. Gene Ontology annotation, biological process: endoplasmic reticulum membrane organization; endoplasmic reticulum to Golgi vesicle-mediated transport. The coding region runs from base 117 to 782 and encodes 221 amino acids. The transcript is spliced from 7 exons.